Messenger RNA from Coccinella septempunctata (seven-spotted ladybird), 5551 nucleotides. RefSeq lists its product as uncharacterized. The coding region runs from base 533 to 4846 and encodes 1437 amino acids. Gene Ontology annotation, biological process: regulation of transcription by RNA polymerase II; negative regulation of DNA-templated transcription. The record is from RefSeq and is a predicted model, not a curated record. NCBI's taxonomy places the organism in Eukaryota, Metazoa, Arthropoda, Insecta, Coleoptera, Coccinellidae. Gene Ontology annotation, molecular function: transcription corepressor activity. The transcript is spliced from 18 exons. Gene Ontology annotation, cellular component: histone deacetylase complex; transcription regulator complex.
GCCGCCGCGACGGCCUGCGCCCUGACGCCGGCGUCGCUCGAUAGCGACGUCCGCUAGUGCCGCACAAAUUCUCCCGGCGUCAGGUUCUCAUCCGUUUGACAGGCAAAAAGGGUAGCACGCGACUCAGCCUAACAAUUUCUCCCAUGGUAAUAAUUCAUCAGUACAGGCCAAAUUGUCAAACAAACGUCGAUUUUCUCGACACGAGCAGGUUGGUAACGGGGUUUUGCCGAGGUUUCACAACGAUUUCCAUCGACGUAUGUGUCUGAUCCGAUCCACGGAUCGCUCUAACGAGGUAGGCGCGAGUGUUGGUGAUUCUGAGUGAUCGUGCAUUAGGAGAUGUAUUAGGAGGGAACGUGCUCUAAACGGGGCCACGUGUGAAAGGGGAAUUACGCCAGACUGCCUCACGGUGCGGGUUCCGGCGGGCCUCGUAGCCAAGGCCGGACAUGUGCCACCAAAUGGGGGAACCACCUCCGAGGAAAAGGCUUCAAUUCCGAAUGACAGCGUAGUGGAUACUAAUCUUGCUUCAGAAGAAAUGACAGCAGUGAACACGACCAAUCAUGAGUUGACCAGUGUCCGUUUACCACUCCAACCUUACGCGGGAGGUCAUGCAGUUUUUAUGUACAGUACAGCUGCUGAUGGAAAUGUCACACUACAACUGAAGGAGCCUGAUGACUUGGACAGGGGCAGCCUGGCUGCCAUGUUGGCUAGGCUACAGGACGACGCAACUUUUUCCAUUUCAUAUCAAGAUACGGACAUUUUGUCUGAUGGAAGCAUAGAUGUGCUACUGGGAACGGGAAACGCUAAUUCUGGUGGUGGAGGCGGCGCCGAGGCAGUCACGGCCACUUUCGACUUAUUCGACUCGUCGAGCGGUCCUGACCUCACGCUGUCCCCGCAGACAUUCACCAACUCCACGGAGACCUUCAUCAACGACAACUCCGAUAGCUUGGGGGGAGUCCCGCAGGAUCAAGAUGCAGUAUCAACGACAACUGACGAAAAGAAAAUCGGAAGUACAACACCGGAUGUUGUUAAACUAGCUGUUAAAAGACAAAGACCCAAAGCAGCAUCGCCUAAUCGUCAAGGGCCUCAACAAUGCCAAAUAUGUGCCAAAGUGUUCGGAAAUGCCUCGGCCUUGGCGAAGCACAAACUAACACACAGCGAUGAGAGAAAAUACGUUUGCACCAUGUGUGGCAAGGCCUUCAAACGACAGGACCACUUAAACGGCCACAUGCUAACGCAUCGCAAUAAGAAGCCCUACGAAUGCAAGGCGGAGGGAUGUGGAAAAAGUUAUUGCGACGCCAGGUCCCUGAGGAGGCAUACCGAAAAUCACCACAGUUCGACAACUCUGAACACGGCAAGCACCACCAUGUCCCCAGCACAGGGGGCGGCUUCAGGAGACGCGGCCUCGCCACAUGGUUCCAGCUGUAUUCAAUACGCACCAUCUCCCACGUCAACGUCAGGGGGCAAAAGUCAAUUGCAACAACUCCUUUCUUCUGAACCAAAAAGCGGCUCAGGCAACAAUGACGGGCUGACCAAACAACAACUGGAUCUGAUUCAUCAAAUAAUGGAACAAACCCAGCGACAAUCUCAAUCCACCAGUAAGCCUAUUCCGAAACCGGCCUCGAAACAUGUCAGCAAAACCCCUGCGAAGGUGCAAAGAACAUGGUCUUCUCCGCUGCCACAAGGAUCUGCCAGUAAAAUCACUUCUUGUGCAAGUUCAUCACAAGCAAAAGUGACGACUACAACCCCAUCAACAUCUAGUCCUGCCUCAUCCACCAAGCCAGAACCUAAACCAGUGGAGUGCAACCUGUGCCAUAGAAAAUUCAAAAAUAUUCCUGCGCUCAACGGUCACAUGAGGCUUCAUGGUGGAUAUUUCAAGAAGGACACUGACAACAAAAAAACGGAGAGAAAAGAUUCAAACGCCCCGCCACUCCAAACUGCCAGCGUCAGCGUUCGGGCACUCAUCGAAGAAAAGAUCAUCAAUAAACGUUCAACGUCCACCAAUCCCCAACAACCGUCGCCAAGAACAUCGGAAGAAUCUGUAAAAUCCUCAAAUGCUCCCCCACUAUUUCCAUUAACCGUGCAUUCCACAACCACAUCGACUAAUUUGGAUUCGAAGAAUACCUCUUUCGUGGUGCCAGCGCCUCCUCAUCAACCGACGGACAAAUCCAGAAGACAUUCCGAAGCUGACUCCUUCGUCGGUAGUAGAGCAACAUCAACGACACAAGAGGCUGACACCUUAGCGGACUUGAUAUUGAAGAGGGAGAAGGUGUCACUUAAACGAGCGACUUCGGAUCCUGGUCAUCAACAGCUCAUCCAAUUUCAGGCUUCUGAAUCUUUCACUUUGACUUAUCAAGGAGACGACGGGGGGUACCUGUCGCCACCUCUUCAAGAAGACGUGUUCACUCAGGUUCAAGACAGUAUGCUCCUUCAGGGUGUUGACACGCAACAGCUAGCCUCGAUACAGUUUCAAGCUGAUUCUCUGCUACAAGAUCACAAUGACCAACAUAUCCACGAUAUGGGUUUGGAUGAUUACGCGUCGAUUCAGAACGAUUCACCGUCGUACCAAACAAAUCAUUCGGUCAACCAAGAUUUACAGGCUGUUCUGGAUUCUCCGCUACCAGACAGUCUGGCAGAUUUCAGCACUUUUCAUUCGAAUUCCGGAUUGGAUUUGCCUUCUCCUAGUUUUCAGAAUCAAUCACCAGCUCCUUUCACCAAUUCUCCGCACGCUUCAGUGCCAACUCCUAGUCCUUUACAGAGUCCGUCGAUACGUCAUGAUUCUCCAGGUUUUGCUUAUCCCACGCCUCCGGCGAGCCACGAGGCUCGCAGUCCGUGCUUCGGGCAGAACGCCUCACUUCCACUCGUCUCUCCCAAACAAAGUGAUUUCGGUCAGGUGCCAGAGAGAGGGAUCGAUGAACCACCACAAGUUUCUUCCCCGUUAUCGGCCGCGUUUUUCACAUCGACCAUGUCGAGUUCGGCUGCUGUUGAGGAGGCCCUGGAAGAAGUUCUACCAGGAGAGAGCAUAGCAGCUGACGAUAUCUACCCGCUGUCGGAUUCCCCUGAUCCCUCUUCGCCAGUUCCUGUAGGCCUAACCCCUUCACCGUCCCCUUUAUCGAAUAUGCCUUCAACUUCGAAACCAACGACUCUGCCGAACACCUCGAACAGUUUCAGUGUUUCCCAGAACUUCAUCAAUUUUUCGAUGUCCCCCCAGUACACUUUCCAGUCACAGAUGCUGCCCAAUUCUGACGACCCGCUCCUGUCGAGCAGCCCCAAAGACUUUGUCACGAAGAAGAGGAUAGAAUUGAACGGGGUUCCUCUGCGAUUGAUAAGCAACCACGGGCUGAUCGACUUGAACGGUGGCAACUUCGCCGGUAUUCUGGUGGAUACAAACGGCGAAAUCAAGCUGAUUCAGACCGGAAGUACGCCGAUUCAGCAGAAAAAUUUCGUUAUCACGAACACUUCUAUUAUACAGAGUUCGGAAGUGAGCAGUGACGAGAGGAACAGUCUGAGUGUGCAAAAAAUCCUGAAAGGUGUUCAGUGUUCAACGAAGCAAAUAAUCAUGAGGCCUAAGCAAAUAACCGAAUCGAAGAAGGAAGAGAGCAACGACGUAUUCCUGAGUCCUACAACGAUAACCGCAAGUCCUGCAAAAGUUUCCCGUAAACGGCCUAGAUCAGAAGCUUUACAGUUGCCUAUUUUGCAUCAAUCAAAAUUACGAGCAAGUAGAAGUAAGCCUCAAGGUUGUCAAACCUACACUCCUCAACCUAUUCUUAGCCCCAACAGAUGUGGCACAGGACUUUAUUGUAAUAUUAAAGCUAAAAAUGAUGAUGAAGUGAAUUCCUGGAGCAAUGAGCCAAUUCCUGAAACUGAUUCCACUCCACACAUAAACAUCGGUUCUCAAUUUCAAUGUCGGAUUCCUCCCUUCAUGGAGAUGCCCGACAGAUAUUAUAGAGAAAGGAAACAUGAGUCCUUACUAUGGGAUCCUGGCAUUAAUAAAAACACUGAGAGUGAAGUCGACAUGUACCUAGAAUUUGCAUGUUGUGCAGCAGUUCCUGGUGGGGGAAGAAAUAAAGAAUACGCUAUGCAUUUGCUCAAUAUGUGUGGGGGCAACAUUCACGAGGCAAUGUUGAAGUUAAUGCAGCCGAUACCGAGGUCACAAUUGGAUCAACCUCCGUCUUGCUAUCAGAACAGCGAAAGUGACAAAUGGUCUGCGGCUGAGACCGAAGUUUUCUACAAAGGCCUGCUCAAAUUUGAUAAAGACUUCCAAAACAUAGCUCAAGAGAUCGGCACAAAAACGAUAAAGCAAUGCGUUCAGUUCUAUUACUUUUGGAAGAGGGUGUGCUUAGAUGAAUACCGAAGAUUCAAGCAGAUGAGAGAGCAGAAGCAGAGCACUAGAAAUAACAUGAUGGAUCUCGAUUUUGAGGACAAACUAUUUCCUGAUGCCAAAUUAUUGGGGAUCGUUGAAACUGGAUCCCCCAUGCCAAAUCAAGAAAGUAGAAACUUCAUUUGUGAAUUCGCGGAUUGCUCUGCUAGUUUCAAUUCCCGAGCAGCGCUGAACGGUCACAUACGGAUACAUGGGGGCACCACAAGGAAUUCGCCAACCUUAUCUUUUCUGUCGCACGAAAAGAGGUCGGUAUCAUCGACCUCUCUGUGUCAUCCGGACUCGACAGAAGAUUAUCCUUGUAAGAUUUGUGGGAAGAUAUUCUCAAAAAUCAAAAGCCGCAGCGCCCACAUGAAAUCCCACAGACCAAUGGAUGCAGAUCCCGCCAAGAGGAAAGAAAAAGAGUUGCCUUCCACACCUAGUGCAACAAACAUUGAUAAUAUGUCCGUGCCAAACCAGUACAUUACCUAGUAUCACUGAUAACACUUCGUUUCAUGUAUAAAAAGACUCCGAGUCUUGAAAUCAUUCCACGAAUUUAUUCUCAACUCAUCCUUGAUUCUUGAGAAAUCGACUGAAUUCAUAUAUUCCAUUUUCCCAAAUUAAUCGUAUCCUGGAACAUUAAAAGGAACCAAAUCAAUCAAUUUUAACGUCUUAGGUGGAGAAGCAUGUUUAUUUUUAAGCCUACAUUCCAGUGACUUCAAUUCUUAUAUGGAACUAACAAUUUUCUUCGGAGAAUGUAUGAAUUCAGUGAGAUCGAAUUGGAUAUAUUUAAGAUUUUAUUAAUCGGCAAUCAAAACAAUUUCGAAAAGCUUGAGUCAGAUCAAAUCAAACUUUUUUCAGAAGCAUGUAAAAUAUGCGGAAUUUAGAGAAUGUAGGUGAAAAAUUCUAGUUAUAAUAGUUGUACAAAUUUCAAAUUCACAUAUUAACAGAGAUUAUAUAUUUAAUAUUAAAAAUAGGGGUUGUGUUACGUUAACGCCUUCAAUGCGUGACGUUAGUGCCUUUCGAAAGUCGAGUGAGACAAAAUCGGUCGUCAAGCGGCCUAAUCUAAUACAUACAUACCAAAGCUUCCUGGGACUCUUUGGUUAAACCAUAAACUUUCAUCAAUCGUUAUUCCUCUUGAAAUGAUAAGAAUAUGCCAUCAGCACAAAGCAUAUCUGUUCUCCCCGAAGAUACGGG